Pseudozyma flocculosa PF-1 is the source of this 567-nucleotide messenger RNA. RefSeq lists its product as uncharacterized. The transcript has 3 exons. Lineage: Eukaryota; Fungi; Basidiomycota; Ustilaginomycetes; Ustilaginales; Ustilaginaceae. The record is from RefSeq and is a predicted model, not a curated record. Gene Ontology annotation, biological process: mitochondrial respiratory chain complex I assembly. Bases 1 to 567 code for a protein of 188 amino acids.
AUGGCCGGUGCUCAGCAACCAGACACCGACACCUUCCUCGAGAGGGCCCCCGUCGCCGAUGGCAUGACGGCUGCCGGUGCAAGUGCUGGCGUCGGCCUCCUCGUUUCCGCCGUACAGAACUCGAUGCAAACCCACAACAAGGGAGCCCUCGGCGUCUUCACAAGGACCGGAAGCACCAUUGCCCUGUUCACCGCCAUGGGCGGCAUCUUCUCAUACACCGAUGCCACUGUGGCCAACUUUCGACAAAAGACGGACGCAAUCAACGGAGCGGCAGGCGGAUGCGCGGCUGGUCUUGUCCUGGGUGCCGGCGCGCGAUCACUCCCAAUGAUGGUUGGAUCGUGCGCCGCACUUGCUGCACUGGUCGGAACGUUUGACGCGGCGGGAAAGUCGAUCCAGGGCUCCUAUGCCAGGCCCACGCCCCGUGAAUUUGCCAGCGCUGCCCAACACGGCGUCGCUGCCGAGGGUCACUCGGCUCCCGGCGAGCGAGGCUGGAGGGAAGAGCGCGAAGCCAGGAGACAGAGCUUCUUCAAGCAGAAGAAGACGGCAGAUGUCGAGGAGAGCGAGUAG